AUGCCGAGCCAGCACGUGCCCGGAAAGGGCUCUUUGCAGACGCUCCGCUUCAAGGUGCAGACCGGCCACAUGCGCUCCGCGACGAAAGGCUGCCUCGGCCGCAAACUGACCCAGGAAGAGCACGAGGCGUGCAAGCGGGAGCUCGCCGAGCUGGAGGCCAAGCGCAAGGAGGGCAUGGAGCACCGCAAGAAGGCCGAGCUGAAGCAGGGCCAGGGCGAGAUCAAGGACGGCGUCGGCCGCAUCGAGCAGAAGCUCGACCGCAUCCUCGGGGCCGAGGGCAGCAGCCAGCACCACAGGGAGCUGGCCAAGCAGGCGACCAAGCGCGAGCGCGAGAAGGCCAAGGAGGAGCUGAAGCGCCAGCGCGAGGAUUCCAAGCGCCAACGCGAGGAUGACAAGAUCCGCAAGCUCCUUUCCGUCGGGCUGUCGAUCCACUGUGUCGACCGCUUCGUGGACGGUGUGCUCAUCAGGGGCGGCGUGCUGUCCCCGCAGUGCUUCGAGGUAGAUGACCUUGGCGCCGCGUUCGAGCUGUGCGGCUUGGACUGUCGCCUGGCGGCGUUGAAGGGCUCCAUGGCCCUUGUCCAGGUCAUGCAGUGGGAAGGGCGCACUUUCCCGGAGAGCGAGCUGAAGAGCCUGGGGCUUGAGAAGAUGGAAGCCCAGCCGCGAAACGGCUUGCCUGGCAUGGAGAUCGUUUACCACGAGGAGAGCAAGGGGCUCAUGUACAACAAGCCAAUCGUGAAGACAGGAGCGGAACGUUGGAUUCGAGUCACCGAAAGGUAUUUCUUGGUCCGCCUCCUGAUGCCCGCGUCGUGUGUGUUCGAGCAGCUGGCUGCGGGGGAGCCGUCGCCGAAGCGCCGACGCACCGAGGAGGCUGCCGAGCCAGCAGCCCAGCCAGCAGCCACGGAGCCCGCAGAGGCAGCGCCUGCAGAGGCAGCGCCCGCGGAGCAGCCACCACCGGCGCCACCGGCGCCACCAACCCCUCAGCCAGUAAGUGCGGCGCACGAGCAGCUUCCCGAGAUUUUGGUCCACGGGGUGCGCUGCAGCCACCUGGUGGCCGACUACUACAUUGUCAAGGAAGUCGAGAAGAUGCUCGACUACCUGCGGGGUGGCGAGGCCUUUCCCGAGCUGUUGGUGUAUUGCAACUUUGUUUGA
Molecule: messenger RNA, 1149 nt
Organism: Symbiodinium sp. CCMP2592
Lineage: Eukaryota; Dinophyceae; Suessiales; Symbiodiniaceae
Source: the annotation of a GenBank genome assembly